AUGCCACCUUCAGUAGAACAGAGUAGUGUACCUCUUGAACCAAGAAUUCGCAACAUGAAAGAUGAUAACGAAAUGCUUAAAAGUUUUCAUAAGGAUGAUCAACAUCAUGUAGAGGAUUUACAAACCACACCCAUUAACAAAGCUCAAGUAUUAGUUUUGAUACCAUCACUUACCUACGUUGUAUAUAUGAAUCGAGCUUUGAAGAAUAUUCUAUUUACUUUGAUUUUUGAUUGGACAAUGCCGAUAUUUAGCCCGUUUAAUUUCAUUUUGUUGAUUACGUUGUUUCCUACGUUAAUCAUUUCGCUUAUUUCUCUGGAAUUUGCUUUGCAUAUUGGAUUUAAGUUUGGGUUGGGUGCCGUGAUUCAAAGGAUUGGAGAUAAAUGGGGAGAGGGUUUAUCUCCUGUCAACUGGUGGGACCCGAGGAUAUUUACAUCAGAAGUUGAUGAAAUCGUAAAAGAUGGAAUUAAAUCGUUGGAUGCUCCUUUGCCACAACCAUUGCCCGAACAAGAAUUGGAUGAUACGAUAUUUGAUGGUGCGAUGGAACAUCGUGGAUUCAAUCUCGAUUUGGCCGAACUUUUAUUAUUUAUGUCUUCUAUCAUUUAUGAGCGUAACAACGAGUUGGUUAGAAAAGCUCACGAGGCUUUGCAUGAUCUCUCAAAAGGGGGAAUAAUAAGUAAUUCAUCAGAAGAAGAGCGACUUAUUAAUUCCGUUACAAGUCUAUUAAAAAAAAGUGAAGCCCGUAUACAUGAGCAGGCAAGAAAAUGGGGAAUGAAAUUUAUUUCAUUAUCAGAGUUAAAUUCAUUAGGAGGUCCUUAUUCAGGAAUGUUUUGGAGUGAAGAACAUAAUUUUAUCGUAAUUGUAUUUAAAGGAACCAAUCCAAGUAAUUUUGAAGAUUUUGUUAUUGAUUUAAUGUUUCAGCGAGUUGAUGCAAGGAGUUUUGUAUUUGGGGAAGUCCAUGAAGGAUUUUAUACUUCUUUAUUUCCUCAAGAAGGAGCCGCCGCAAGAGCAAGUCGAGCUUCUCCCUACAUAACUAUGAUCAGAGCCAUCAGAGCGAAAGCUGCUGACAUCAAAGCUGUUCGUCCUAGCAAACAACCGAUCAAUGUUUGGAUAACUGGUCAUUCAUUAGGGGCGGCACUUGCCAGUUUGUUCUAUGCUCGCCUUCUAAAAUCGACAAACGACCUUGGUCCAAAUUGCAUUUUAAGAGACGGGUACAUGUUUGGUAGUCCAAGUGUUGGAGAUGCGGAUUUUGCAGCAGAAUUUGCUUCAUAUGCCAAUUCUCCAUAUGAUAGGCAAAGCACCCUUUGGAGAAUUAUUGAUGAUAAAGAUAUUAUUACUAGAAUGCCACCUGGUUGGAAUGAUCCAACGAUCAGACGUUUGGUUAAUAGAAAUAGCAUUUUGAAUUACGCACAUGUUGGAGAAGGAAUUCAAUUUUUCCAAAAUGGAGCGAAACCUACUCCUACGAAAAAUUUGUUUUCUUCGGGUAAAACACCAGUUAUUAUUGAUCUUGCAUCCGAAAACAAGAAUAACUUUGGACACGAAAAAGGAAAAAAGUAUACGCUAAGAAAAGACGUUUUUCACGAUCGAGAGGAAUAUAAACAAUUGACGGGUAGUCCUUUGAUCUUUAUUGAAAAGUUGCUACCUACUUUCUUUAGAGAUCAUUUACCUGCUAGAUAUUUUUCUGUUUUGCAAAAAGCGAGAAAAUAUUUCGAUGAUGAUGUUACUGUUGUGGAAGAAUUCGAAGAAAUUUAG
Molecule: messenger RNA, 1749 nt
Organism: Funneliformis mosseae
Lineage: Eukaryota; Fungi; Glomeromycota; Glomeromycetes; Glomerales; Glomeraceae
Source: the annotation of a GenBank genome assembly